Molecule: messenger RNA, 3324 nt
Organism: Kluyveromyces marxianus DMKU3-1042
Lineage: Eukaryota; Fungi; Ascomycota; Saccharomycetes; Saccharomycetales; Saccharomycetaceae
Gene: SYT1
Product: Arf family guanine nucleotide exchange factor SYT1
Exons: 1
Coding region: 1-3324 (1107 amino acids)
Biological process (GO): regulation of ARF protein signal transduction
Molecular function (GO): guanyl-nucleotide exchange factor activity
Source: RefSeq, a predicted model, not a curated record
AUGAACCAUCUAAUAGUUGAUUAUAUAAAGGGGAAACUCAAUAAAAGAAGGCAGGACUCUGGAUCAGAGGAUGAGGACGAUGAAGGCGACGAUCACCACUCGUUUGAGAAGGAAAAGGAUUUUGUGGGUGAUUCAGAUCCAGGACAUGCGCAAGCCCAAAGCCCCAUACCGAGCCCCUGGGCUACUUUUGAACCAAGCUAUAAUAAUGCUAAAAACGUUAGAAAUAACAGUACCAGUACUACGGUUUUGAAUGAUAUAGCGGAAGAAAGAGGUCCUGUUUCUGAAUCGGAAGAAACAACGUACACGAAGAAAGAGGAAGAACCCUUGGAAGAAGUAACAGACAGAAGACCGCCUUUAACAAAUAUGCAAAGACUGAAAAAACGUGUCAGCAGCCUACCUGACUUAAGACUUAAAGCUCUUGCCCAACAUCGUAAUAGAAACUCCAGUAGCCAAAGCGCUGAACACAACACGAGCACCAACACGAGCACCACCAUUAAUACUACUACCACUACAACCAAUCCCAGCAAUAAAAAAGUCGAGUCCAAAGAAAGGAUACACUCUCCACCAUCAUUCUUGUCACUACGAUUUGGAACUAACAACGAUAACGCCAACAAAAGCAACAACAAUAGCAGCAAUAGCACAAUAUCAGCGAACACAAGUAGUGCCUCUCAUAGCAGGAAAUCGGCAAAACUUGCUACCUGGCUUAAUUUCUCUCCAGCACAGAAAAAACAUGAUAUAGAUGACACUGAAACUGAUCCUAAGGAUACUUCAGGCUCAAUUCUAAAGCAGAAGGUUGUUAUUUCGAAUGCUGCGGGGUCAUCACUGGAUGAAAGAUCUCUUUCAUCUGAACCGGGGUUAGGCUCAGUUGGUGCGGCGUCCAUUUCGAGGUCAUCUGUGAAGGAUCUUACAGCAAUGUCCCCCGUAAACCGCUCCAAAAGCUUCGAAUCCGUUAGCAAUAAUAGUAAUACCACUUCAACUCCUCCAAAUAUUAGCAUUAAUAGGCUUUCCAGUGCCCGCAGAUCAAUAUCCUCAUUUGCAGAUUCAGUUAUGAGAACUUCAAUAGUCGGUGGGCAGCAUACAAGAGAAGCAUCCCUGGAUAGUGCAAAUGAUGCAACCCUGUCAAAGCUGAACGUUCGAAGGAUGAGAAGCAAAACAGUCGAUACCGUUGAUCAAAAUAAACCAGAAUUAAUAUGGUACAGACCAAGCCCAUUGGAAAAUGUUAGUUUUCCUGGAGCUGGGGAGAAUGUGACGACAAGAUCUAGAUCUGAUAGUGCUAGCUCCAACCUUGGUCUGGGCAUUACAACCACAAAUGGAACAUCGACCCAAAGAAAUGCUUCGACUCAUCUUUCCAGAAGAAGUAAUUCCAUAGUGACAACUCUUACAAACAUUAUGUCCCUACGUUCAGUUACAGGAAUGCACUCCCAGAAAUUCCCAUUACCUACACCGAUACCCUUUAGCAAUAUGGAAAAGCCACCAAAACCAAAUUCAGAAGAGAGUGAAGAAAAGUAUCUUGAUAGAAUACUUCCAAUCUACCAAAAAUACCUGGCCAUAGUUCUUUGUGCACGAGAAGAUCCAUUCAUACUUUCUUGUUUAAGGUUAUUCAUGGAAAGAGAUUUUGAUUUCUCACAACAACCGCUAGAUCUGGCAUUGCGGACGGUUUUGCUAUUUCUAGAGCUACCGAAAGAAGGUCAACAGAUUGAUAGAUUUUUACGUUGUUUCAGUAGUGCAUACUACAACCACAACUACCAGUCAGCGGAAACGUCUGAUAAUCAAGAACAUAUAUGGAAGGAUAGUGAGCAAGUAUAUUUCCUUACUUAUUCAUUGCUUGUCCUACAUACGGAUAACUUUAACCCAAAUAACAAAGAGAAAAUCACCAAAGCAGAGUUCGUUAAAUUGAUACACAGCGAUACAGAUUCUUCGGGAAAAUCAAUCCCUAGAGAAUAUAUAGAAUACCUUUAUGAGAAUAUCACCGCAAGAGAAUUUCCAGUGACAAUUUUACCGCCAUACGAAGUUGACGACUCUUUAAAUCCUCAAGAAAGAAUUAUAAACUGGUUUCCUCCAUCUUACUCUCCUGUUAACAUGAUUAAGAGCCAAUGGCUCUCCCACCGUUCUUUCCUAAUAUUAGGCAAUAAAUCUAAUCCCAGUACCUACCAGUAUUCGUUGACACCGCCUCCAAUUCCUUCUGGUCCUAAUUCUUCUACUUCAAGUUCACUGUCAUUAUUUGCAGUAGAAGAUAUUGACCCAUACCAUUAUAUCAUAAAUGAUUCAUUAAAGAAUAUUAGCUUGGAGAAUUUUGUGGAUCCGGUGCCUUACGAAACCCUCGAAUCGACUAGCACAUUAAUGGACAGUCAUGGUGUAAAAAAACUCUUAUCUCUUUUAAAAGAUACUAAGGGUGGGUAUUUGAAAUUUAAUAAAACCCAGUUGUUGUCUAAACUUCAUGACGUUAACAUUGAAAUUUUGAAUGAGGAUGCAUCAAGCGAGAUAGCAUAUCUAAAAAUUCUAAAGAUGGGCGAACUAGAGAUGAAAGUUAGCACUAGAAAGUUCUCAUUAGUUGGAAAUGUUGUCAAGAGUCAAUGGAGAUCAAAGUUUGCCAUAUUGACUACUUCUCAUCUAUUGUUUUUUGACGGAACAACAUGGCUGGAUCCCAAGAUAGAACUUGACAGUAAAACAAACACUUCCAAUUAUAUUAUUGACCUAUCUCUGCCAUUGUCUGCAUACCAUGAGAUAAAUUACUGCAAUAAUCUAUUCUUAACAGAGAGCAAAUCAGAAGCUCCUAACAUCUUAUCGAUAAUAAACCAGAAUUUAAGACGGGAUAUCAUGUUUAGAGACAAAGCAGAGGCAGAGGAAUGGAGAAAUUCUAUAUACUUUUCGGGCAGUCUUGAUGGCUGUAAAAUGGAUAUCAAAGGGUUAUCUAACACGUUUAUUGUUGAAAGAAAAGUAUCGUUGCAGGAGAAGAUCGUAAAACUCCAAAGCAAUCACGAACAAAACAUGUCAAAAUGGCAUUCAUUAUAUGAUCAGCUAAAUCUUUACCUCAAUACAGCUCCAAUAUCAGUCAAAACAAGAUCCAGCUUAAUAGACCAUGUCAAUGGGAUACGUAAGCGUAUGGAAAUGGUCUCAUAUCAGAACGAAAGGCUUGAGCUAUACAUCAAAUUGUUAGAACUCAUCGUGGGUCUGGAACCCAGCGUGAGCGGCUACGUUUCACUUGAUUUGGACUCUAUAGACGAAAGCUUUUUGUUUAACCAACAACAAUAUAGGAAAAGCUCUGAUCUUCCAUUGGCCUCGGAAACAGACCAAAGUGGUUCAGACAGAGCGGGUACGACAUAG